Molecule: messenger RNA, 2607 nt
Organism: Trichoderma atroviride IMI 206040
Lineage: Eukaryota; Fungi; Ascomycota; Sordariomycetes; Hypocreales; Hypocreaceae
Biological process (GO): protein phosphorylation
Molecular function (GO): protein kinase activity; ATP binding
Source: RefSeq, a predicted model, not a curated record
AUGGGUAACGGCCAGGGAAAGCCCGUCGACCUGACAGGCGAAGCCAACCUCAACCACUUUCGCCUGCUACGAGUUGUCGGCCGAGGCGCCUUUGGCAAGGUCCGCAUUGUCGAGCGCAAAGACACCAACUUGACAUUUGCGCUCAAAUAUAUCCGUAAAGAUGAAGUUGUCAAAUCUGAAAGCGUUCGAAAUAUUAUCCGCGAGCGACGAAUGCUCGAGCAUGUCAACCAUCCCUUCAUCUGUAACUUGCGCUACAGCUUCCAGGAUAUCGAAUACAUGUACCUCGUGGUCGAUCUCAUGAGCGGUGGCGACUUGCGAUUCCACAUCUCCAGAAAGACCUUCACCGAAGAAGCUGUCCGAUUCUGGAUAGCCGAACUGGGCUGUGCCUUGCGCUAUGUCCACAGCCAGAACAUCAUCCACAGAGACGUCAAGCCGGACAAUGUCCUUCUCGACGCCGAGGGACAUGUCCAUUUGACCGAUUUCAACGUGGCCUCUGACAUUGUUCCCGGGCGCAUCAUGACUAGCAAGUCCGGAACAUUGGCCUACCUUGCCCCAGAAGUGUAUUCGGGCAAAGGAUACGAUAUCCGCGCCGAUUGGUGGUCAUUAGGUGUCCUGUUCUAUGAGUGUAUCUACAACAAGCGACCUUUUGAGGGCAACAGCGAAUCUUCGCUCAGCCAACAGGUUCAGUUUUCUCAGCCAAAGUAUCCAGUCACACAACCUCCCGUCUCGUUGACAUGCCUUUACGCUAUCCGUGCCGCGCUUGAGCCUAAUCCCAACGCCCGACUUGGUUCUACAUGGGAGAGCUUCAUCCACAACGAUUUCUUCAAGACGAUCAACUUCGAUUUGCUCGAGCAGAAACGCAUCGAGCCUAUUUUCGUUCCCUCCUCGGACAAGACCAACUUUGAUGCAACGUACGACUUGGAAGAGCUGCUGCUCGAAGAGGCGCCGCUGGAGGCUCGCGCAAGGCGACAGAAACCCAGAGAGCGGUUAAAGGAGGACGCUACGGACCAGGAGAUUCGCGAAGAUGAGCUGUAUAGAAUGAUUGAGACGGAUUUCCGCCCGUUCGACUAUACCAUUGCGGCCUACAAGAAAAUUACGGCUUCUCAGGGCGAAGACGGAGAUCCGUCCUCAAUGGAACCGCAGGCCAUUACCACAGACGACGUUACGCAGAUGCCUUUGGUAAAUGAGCCGCUGGUGACAUACCCCCUCCCUCCCGUGGAACCAACAGUCAGCAACGAUAUGCGAGGAAAUUCAAAUCAAGCACAGUCCUCUGCCUAUCCCGGACAAACCCAAUACGUUCCAUCCCCGCAAAUGAGCAAGCGAGUAACCAGCCCUACCGGCGGGGUACAGCUAACACUAGACGGCGGAGGCAGCUGGUCUGAGCUCGCUCGUCAAGACGCCACACUCCCCAAGGAUGCCAAUACCGCGGCAGAAUCCAAGAGCGAAAGCUCCGGCGGUAUGUUUGGGUUCUUGAAAAGCAAAAAGGGAAGAAACAACAGCCCUAGGCCCAAGGAACGAGGAGUCUUGGGCAAGGAAGGCGCCAGAGUGGUCAUUAGCUGAAGGGUCGACAUUGCGGCGUAAUUGCGACGACACAACAGCUUCCUAUCCAGGACAACGAAUCGGAUGCGAUACCCACGAUGAAAACGAGUACGCGAUACGGGCUAACGGGUUCUACACGGAGUUUACGGAAGACUGAUAUUUCGAAUACUAUACGGCCGGCUUGUGGUAUUGGGCUUGGGACACCGCAUGAGAAUGAGUUACUCAAGCCAUGAUAAACAAGCGGAACGUGCAUCUCCAUUUCCAACUCUGAUAUGAAACGUCCAAGAGGGCAUGCUAUAUCGCCUCUUUUAACAUUUUCAUAUCUGACGUCCAGCAUGCCUUUUCGAUCGUCGAUACCUAUCUCAUUGUACUAUAUACUCUCCAUUCUGAGGGGAAAUUACAUACGCACGUCCUCACGCCCUUUUCAUCUUUUCAUCUUUUGUUUUUUUUUUACUAUCCUCUUUUUGUUUUGGAUAGAGCAAACUGUUUAGCUCUUGUUUCGAUUUUCUUUCAUCGCUUCGAGCUCUUUUUUUUUUUUUGGCGUUGGCAAAUCUUUAGACGUGGAACAGGGAAGAAACAAGCAGGCGGUUUUUAGCGGGAAACAUCAAAUGGUUUAUCUGCAUCAUCCAGUAGUUGUACACAACAUGAACAAACUUUGCUAUUUUUGGACUCACUCGGUCUCAUAUUAUAUAGACGGACAGGAGUGUAGUUUCAUGUAGCUGGCCAUAAUUUAUGAUACAAAUAACAUAUAUGCAUAACAAACAAACAAACAAAUUACACUAGCGCUUGGAGGUAGUACAGCUGGUGAUGACGCAUAUCUGCAAAGGUGAUUCCAACGAUUGUUUGUUGUAACACAUGUGCAUAUAUUGUGUGGUGUCAAUAUGAUUCCCAAUCAAUUACAUCCCACGGCGUUGGCGACAUGUGGUGACGAGGUGGCUUGUUUUUUGCUUGACGGCAGUGAACUCAUGAGAUCCCAUGACUCAACUCCAUAUGGGAGACUAAAAAAGUUGCUCAUACAAUCAUGUAUAAGCAAAAUAUCAAUCCCGAGCAAAGGAAAAUUCCGGGGUA